This is a messenger RNA of Rattus norvegicus (Norway rat), 470 nucleotides long. It is a transcript of the gene Apoc4, whose product is annotated as apolipoprotein C4. The transcript has 3 exons. The record is from RefSeq and is marked provisional. Lineage: Eukaryota; Metazoa; Chordata; Mammalia; Rodentia; Muridae. The coding region runs from base 41 to 415 and encodes 124 amino acids. Gene Ontology annotation, cellular component: extracellular region.
GUACAGAGGGACAGAGACACAGAGGCCCAAGUCCCCAGAAAUGUCCCUGCUGAGAUGCAGGCAGCAGACCCUGCCAUCACUCUGCCUCUCUGUGCUGUUCCUGGCCUGCUUUGUAGCAUCCAUGCCUACAGAAAGCUUGACCCCCACUCCUGGCCCUGAGAACAGCCGCUGGAGCCUGGUAAGAGCCAGGGUGAUGGAGAUGGUGGAACCACUGGUGACCAGAACCAGGGACAGAUGGCGGUGGUUCUGGGGCCCCAGAGCUAUCCAGGGCUUCGUGCAGACCUACUAUGAAGAUCACCUGAAAGACCUGGGUCCCCGAACUCAGGCCUGGCUGCAGAGCUCCAGAGACCACCUCCUAAACAAGACCCACAGCCUGUGUCCCAGACUGCUCUGCAGGGACUGGACUCAGGGUUAAAGUGCCACCACGUACCUCCCUCCCCUGGAACCCACAAUAAAGGUGUUUGUUCUUG